AUGUCCACACUCGAACACACCAAGAAGGUCUACACUCUCAACACCGGGGACAAGAUUCCCGCUAUCGGUCUUGGUACCUGGCAGUCCAAGCCCAAUGAGGUCCGCGAGGCCGUCAAGAACGCCCUUCUGAAGGGUUACCGUCACAUUGACACUGCCCUUGCCUAUGGUAACGAGGCCGAAGUUGGUGCCGGAAUCAGAGACUCCGGUGUGCCUCGUAGCGAGAUCUGGAUCACCACCAAGCUCGACAACACCUGGCACCACCGUGUGCAGGAGGGUAUUGAUUCCUCCCUCAAGAGUCUCGGCACGGACUAUGUCGACCUCUACCUCGUCCACUGGCCCAGCUCCACCGACCCCAACGACAAGUCGAAGCAUCUCCCCGACUGGGACUUUAUCAAGACCUGGUACGAACUACGCCUACCAUUUCCCAAUACAGAACGUCAUGCUAACAAUAUACCAGGCAAGAAAUGCAGAAGCUUCCUGCCACCGGCAAGGUCCGUAACAUUGGGUGUCUCCAACUUCGGUAUCAAGAACCUUGAGAAGCUCCUCAACGACCCUAGCUGCAAGAUCGUCCCCGCUGUGAACCAGAUCGAGCUGCAUCCCAACAACCCCUCGCCCAAGCUGGUGGCGUACAACACCUCCAAGGGCAUCCACUCGACCGGCUACUCCUGUCUUGGCUCCACGGACUCCCCUCUCUACAAGGACCCUACUCUUCUGCAGCUCGCGGAGAAGAAGGGCAAGACCCCGCAGCAGGUCCUGCUCCAGUGGGGUAUCCAGAAGGGCUGGAGUGUCAUCCCCAAGUCUGUCAACAAGGCUCGCAUUGACGCCAACUUUGAGCUUGAUGGCUGGGAUCUGACUGCCGAUGAGAUCAACCAGCUGGACAACCUGAAGGACCGUUUCAAGGUCUGCGGUGACAGCUGGCUCCCCGUCAAGGUUUUCUUUGGUGAUGAUGAGUAA
Aspergillus terreus NIH2624 is the source of this 954-nucleotide messenger RNA. RefSeq names its product putative glycerol dehydrogenase Gcy1 (gene gcy1). The transcript has 3 exons. NCBI's taxonomy places the organism in Eukaryota, Fungi, Ascomycota, Eurotiomycetes, Eurotiales, Aspergillaceae. The coding region runs from base 1 to 954 and encodes 317 amino acids. The record is from RefSeq and is a predicted model, not a curated record. Gene Ontology annotation, cellular component: cytosol. Gene Ontology annotation, molecular function: aldose reductase (NADPH) activity.